UUAAACACUCUCACAGUUGGACUUGAAAACCUCACAGACAUAGAAUAUAUCGAUGUGACUGAGUACGGGCAAAACACAACUGGAAGUAUUGAUCAUUGAUAUCGAUCGGUUAUUCAACAUGCGGCUCCACCUGCACUGUUUGUGGACCUGCUGGACAUUUACUUUUCUCACCGCAGGAACCCCUGCUAAGCCGGAGGGGGGAGCCGUGCCGCCCGGUCACCGACAGGACCUCCAGCCCGUUCGGACACAGCAGAGAUCCGGCAGAAAAACAGCCAUAGCCGCUCCUGCUCCACCAGAGCCUGGGCUGGAGGAGAGCAGAGCCGGGGAGAAACUGCAGGGAGGCCGCAGGAGAGAAUCUCUGAGCGGCCCUCAGGUCUGUGGAGAACAGUGUUGUGCCAGAUGGACUGCGUCGUCGUCAACAAAACCUAAAAAAUGCACCAAGCCCAGGUGUUUUCCUGGCUGCCAUAAUGGUGGCCUCUGUCGUUGGGGGAAUCGCUGUGUUUGUCGCCGAGGUUUCCAUGGAUACCGCUGUGAGUUUUCCACAGUGACCGUGUCUCUGCCAGGACAACCGCUGACCUUCAUUCCUCCAACCAUCACAGCCCACCAACACCAGGCUCCUCCAAACCUGAGCUCCUCCCUGCAGAGCAUAACCAAACUGACUCAGAGCAGCGUGACUCCGCCCACCCUCACCACAGUCUCCACCUCACUGAGUCCUUCACCUGAGACUUCCAGCCCAAACUUUGGUCCUGAUCAGUCAGUAAACAAUGGACUUCAGACUAAUGUGUUUUUGGUAAAUGAACAGAGAAGAAUGGACCUGACAGACGAUGAGGUCAAGAUAAAGGUCACAGGUCACCGGCCUGAGUCUAACUCUGAGUUUAUUGACCUUCAGCCCUGGGAAGUAGAGGGUGGAGACAAAAAGAAGGACACAGAGGUCACUGAUAGAAGCCCAGGGUCUGAGACAAAGAACAGUCCAACUGAAAACCAGAAUCCUUCAGGGUCUGAAGGUUCAGAAGAUUUAAAGUCAGGAGGAGAAGGUAUAAUCCCUCAGUCUGACUCUAUGGAGAGAUUGGAUCCAGACUCAGACUCUGAUGUUAGUCCUGAGGUCAAGACUGAACACUAUGGUGGGUCUGAAUCUGAACAUGAGCAUUUUAAAACGGACCUCACAUUAACAGUUAGAGGAAGUAAAAAGUUUCAUGUUGAUCAAAAAAGUUUGGAUCCUGAGUCUCAGCCUGAAGAGGAGAAGGAGAUAAGAGUAAGGACUGAGAGGACGAAAACAAAGGACCAAGGAACCAAAAGAGCGAAGAAGCAGCAGCUGAGUCUGAGGGAGGCCCAGGCAGUUCUGCUGAGAAAGACCCUGUCCCAGAGAGGACGAGGAGACAGGAUGGCUGCUCUGCUGCUGAAGCACAUCGAGAAGGAGAGGAAGAAACUACACAGCAUACUUCCAAACUCCAAUUCAUCAUCUUCUUCAUCAUCAUCAUCAGUGAAAACCAGUGUCAGGAGUUUCCACACUCAGAAGGGACAGUACACCGUCCACAUCACUGCCCCUAAAGCUGAUGGACAGACGGCUACAGGAGGAGGACAUGGUGGAGGAGGAGGAGGGGUGGAGACCAUACAGGUGAUGUUCACACCCACUAUCUGCAAGGUGCGCUGCAACCAGGGCCGCUGUGUCAACUACUGCGAACGAGGCAACGUGACCACGCUGUACAGCAGCGACGCUGAAGGAGGAGGAGACGAUGCAAGAGGAAGGAGAGACGGUUCACAUGGACCAGGCUUCAGAGUCUUCCUCUGCCCUCUGCUCUGUAAGAACGGCGGUGUUUGCCUGCAGAAGGACCGCUGCCUCUGCCCCCCCAACUUCACCGGAAAGUUCUGUCAGAUCCCAGUUGCCCCAGCCUCGGCCUCGGCCAGGCCAGCUGUUGCUCCACCAGCCUCAUCCAAUGAGAUCUUCAAGCCUGUGGUUCUCGCCUCCUCUGCAGCCAAUCAGGAAGUGACUCAGACAGAGUUUCUCCUGCCCCUGGGUCAGAACCAGGAGGUGGGGCAGCCAGGGGCUCCUAGUCCUUCCAUGGUGAAGGUCAGAGUGCAGCACCCCCCUGAGGCCAGUGUGAAGAUCCACCAGGUGGUAAAGGUGUCUGGACGCAGUCCUCCCCUGCAGACACUCUCCUUCUCCCCAUCUUCUGGAUCAGCAGGGGCUCCAGCGCCACCUGGUGUGGGUGUUCAGGCUCAGACAGUGAGGGGUGACGGCACGUACACAGAGCACUCUGGAUUCAAGUACUGCUUCAGAGAGGUCAAAGACGGACAGUGUAGUUCUCCAUUACCUGGACUGAGGAGCAAAGAAAUGUGCUGCAGAGGCCUUGGAAAGGGCUGGGGGAUCACUGACUGUGUCCGCUGUCCUGAAAAUACAGGUCGAAGCAACAGCAGUUGUCUCUCUGGGUUUGAGCGAAGCAACGGAACACAGUGUGUUGAUGUGAAUGAGUGCCUCCAGCCGGGGCUGUGUGAGAACGGGAUCUGUGUGAACACCAGGGGGAGCUAUAGCUGUGUGUGUAAGGCGGGGUUCAUCCUCGAUGCCUCACACGGAAUCUGCAUUUCCCAGACUGUGAUAUCAGAGGAGAAGGGUCAGUGCCACCGUGUCCUGGGGUCCGGUCAGGGUCCCAACUCCUGCUCUUUGCCAAUCCUUAGGAACAUCACCAAACAAAUAUGCUGCUGCAGUCGAGUGGGCAAAGCCUGGGGCACUGACUGUCAGAGGUGUCCGUACUUUGGCUCAGUGGCCUUUAAGGAGAUCUGUCCAGCUGGUCCUGGGUACCAUUACUCACUCUCUGCACUGCAGUUUAACCAGAGGGCGAACGAACAGCUGGGGAAUCGAGGAGCAUCAUUGUUGACCCCAAACAACCAGGACGGCCAGGAAUCUCCUGGAUUCACAGAGGGAGGAGCCUCCAGACCCAAGCAGCCCCCCUCUUCCUCUGGAGGGAUUGUAGAUGGAUUAAGUAACACAGCUGGCAGCACCAGCUCAGGAUCAGUUGGUACCAGUGGAACCCAGACCAGGCCAGGUCCAGCCCAGUCUCAGCUGCGUCCCCCUUUGGCUCCUCACAUCAAUCCACCCACCAGCUUUCCCUCCAACAGGUCAGGAACAAGAACUCAGGACAAAUCUCCAACUCCAGGCAGAACAGGGUCUCAGCAGAACCAACCAGUGUCAGUGCCAUCUUCCACAACACACCUGAGGCCACAGUCUCCGCCCACUAGAGCCCAAGGAGGUGGAACCUCAUCUGUGUCUCAGCCGGUUCCUCCUUCAGCCAGAGGAGACUCUCUGCCUGCUCCAGCUCAGCCACACAGGCAUGACCCCGGGUCCAGACUGAGUGAAGAGCUGCGACCUCUGCCCAACAGACCGGCUCUGAGCCCAACAACCAGACCUACCAGGCUCCAGACAAGGCAAAGUGUGUGUGACAGCCGACCUGGUGUGUGUGGUCGUGGCCGUUGUGUGGAUCAGGCAGAUGGUAAACACACCUGUGUGUGUGACCAAGGAUUCAAGCCCAACACACAACGCACAUCCUGCCAAGAUGUGAAUGAGUGUGCACAGUCUCCCAGUGUGUGUUCAGUGGGAGAAUGUGCCAACACCAUUGGAAGCUACAGGUGUGUGUGUCCGGCUGGAUACAGGAGCAACAGCCAGCAGACCAGUUGUCAAGACGUGGACGAGUGUGAGCUGACACCCUGCAGGAAUGGUCGAUGUGAAAACACAGCCGGCAGCUACAGGUGCCUCUGUCGCCCUGGUUACCAGCUGGUCGGCAGCACCUGCACAGAUGUGGAUGAGUGUGUUGACCCCCUGCAGUGUCCAGGUCAGGAGUGUAUCAACAGUCAGGGGUCAUACAGGUGCAGGUCAUGUCAGCCUGGAUACACACUCACCAACAGACGCUGCACAGACGUAGACGAGUGUCGUCAGGCUCCCUGUUCCAAUAGUCAUUGUGAAAACACACCUGGAAGCUACCGCUGUGUGUGUCACCAUGGUUACAGGCUCCAGAACAACACCUGCACAGACAUUGAUGAGUGUAGAGAACCGUCCCAGUGUCCUGGUCAGAUGUGUGUGAACUCUGUGGGUUCAUACAGAUGUGUUUCCUGUCGACCAGGAUAUAAACUGAGGAACAGACAGUGUACAGAUGUGAAUGAGUGUGAGGACAGUGGGUCGUGUCCUGGUCAGAAGUGUGUGAACACUGAAGGAUCCUACAGCUGUGUGGACUGUCAGCAGGGAUAUCACAUAGUGAAUGGAGUCUGUACAGAUGUAGACGAGUGUGUGCAGCACUCACAGUGUCCUGGUCAGCGGUGUGUGAACACAGUGGGGUCGUACCACUGUGUGUCCUGUCAGCCUGGAUACAGCGUCAGAGCCGGUUCCAGCUCCUGCCAAGAUGUAGACGAAUGCAACACCCCCGGUGUGUGUGAGGCUGAGGGAGUGUGUGUAAACACCAUCGGCUCCUACAGGUGUGACUGUCCACCUGGGUAUCGGAGCACAGGUCUGGGGAGAAAAUGUAGAGACAUCAACGAGUGUGUCAACAAGACAGUGUGUGGUGACCACGCCUUCUGUCAGAACGUGAUCGGGACGUACAUGUGUGUGUGUGACCAGGGCUUCACCUCCACACCUGAUGGAAAGUCCUGCGUGGAUGAGGACGAGUGUGAGUCGCUGCAGGGUGUGUGUGGCUCUGCCCGGUGUGAGAAUGUGGAAGGAUCCUUCAUGUGUGAAUGUGACCAGGGAGAGUUCGAGCCCACCACCAGGAGGUGUGUCAGCACUGCACGACCAGAACAUGUGGCUCCCAGAUACCCCUCUUCAUCUGCUACAUCCUCCUCUUCGUCCUCCUCCUCCUCCUCCAACACUGGUGUGGUUGGUUUUGAUCCUAAACACCCCCCACUUCCUCCAGCUCGUCCCGGUGAACUCAGGGAGUGCUACUAUAACCUGGCAGAGCGAGGAACCUGCAACCUGCUGGCCACCAACACCAGCCAGCAGGAGUGCUGCUGCACUGUGGGCGAGGCCUGGGGGCUGGGCUGUCAGUACCACACCUGCCCGUCACCUGACACAGCUGAGUUCCUGUCACUGUGUCCCAAUGGGAGAGGAUACAUUAUUACAGGACCAGGAGCCUUCAGCUACAGAGAUGUGGACGAAUGUAAACGUUUCCAUCCUGAGGUGUGUAAGAAUGGAGUGUGUGUCAACAACAUCCCCGGAUACAACUGCUACUGCUCCAGUGGUUAUGUUUAUAACAGCACCCUGCUGGAGUGUGUUGAUCAUGAUGAGUGUGAGGAGGAGACCUGUGUGGGUGGAGCCUGUGUGAACACGGUUGGCUCGUAUUACUGCAGCUGUCCACCUCCACUGGUGUUGGACGACACCCAGAGGAACUGUGUCAACUCCUCCCACCUGACUGUGGAUGAGAACCUGUCCAUGUGCUGGCAGCAUGUGUCAGCUGACCUAAUGUGUCAGAGUCCACUGAUUGGAGCCCAGGUCACCUUCACUGACUGCUGCUGUCUGUAUGGUGAAGGCUGGGGGAUGGAGUGUGCCCUCUGUCCUGCCACCGACUCUGGCGACUACGCCUACCUGUGCAGCUCCUACCAUCCUCCUCACUCACCUGGAUUUCCAGAUUCUUCAGAAACAGAUACAGGAGUGAGACCGGGUCGACGAGGAUCCAGCUCUCCUCCUCGUUUCCCUCCCUUCUUUCCAGAUUCCUUCCCCACUGCUCCGGAUUAUGAAGACUACUCUCCAGCAGGGGGCAAUCCUCCAGCCAGAGCCUUUCUUGAGCCUGAUUACAACACUGGCUUCUUCACGGAGGGAGACUACAGCCCCCCUGAUGGUACUCAACCUAGACCGCCAUCUUUCCGCAUCCCUCCUGACCCCCGUAGUGAGGCAGGGUUUGGUGCCCAACCUCUUCCACCACUGAGGCCUGAUGGUCCUCCUCUCAGCCUCGCACCAUUGCCUGUGGCUCCAUAUGAGGGGAGUAGGGAGGAGGAGGAUGAUGAGGAAACAUGGAGGCCACUGUUUCCUCCUUUCUCUGAAAGAAGCAGAGGAGGAGCAGGAGUUGGAGCCCCAAGGAGAGUGUAUGAACGACCCGUCUAUGCAGGUCUGAGCACAGCAGAGGAUUGUGGGAUACUGCACGGCUGUGAGAACGGCAGGUGUAUCCGUGUUGCUGAAGGUUACACCUGUGACUGCUAUCCUGGCUACGAACUGGACAUGACCUCUAUGACCUGCAUAGACAUAAACGAGUGUGAGGACAGAGUCAGGUUGGAGUUCCCGUGUGUGAACGCCCGCUGCGUGAACACCGACGGCUCUUUCCGCUGCAUCUGUAGGCGAGGAUACGUCAUGUCCCGCAGACUGAACCACUGUGUGGCAGCGUAGACUGGACCAGACUGAACCAUCACAACUGUUUGAACUGGUCCUAACAUUUAGAGACUGGACUAGAUGAUGACUGAAUACAGUGGCUUUUCACUUCGGUUCAGAUUUGACUAAAUAUCCUCGACCAGGAUCCAGGCCCAGUCCCAUUUCACCCCCGUCCCUGAGACUUACCCGGAGAAGUCUUCUACAAUCAGGUGGAAAGUGUCUCCUUUCAUUCUAAAGUGUAGGGAGAAGGUAAGAGUUUUAGACUGACAUGAGACAACAAGAGAAGGAACUGUCAACUAAAGUCAAUGUUCAUCUCUACAAACCUGUUGACAUUCUGCUGUAGACCACAGGAAAACCUUCAUACCAAACAGUGACCUCAGGUCAGACUAUAUCCUUACAGACCAGUGGACGAGAGGCAGCAAAAAACAUGACAAAAUAAAAAGACAGGAUUAAUAAUUAAUAUUAAAUCUAAUAAAAAUAAAUCAGAGCUCACACUGAUUCUUAAGAAAAACUAAAUCAUGCUUAUUCCUUUUUUCUCCGUGGGCUAGUACCAAAUGACCCACGAUCUGGUGUUGGUCCAGGGCCCAGUAUUUGGGCUCCUGUGAUGUCAGUUUUUCUGAUGGGUCAAAAUGAGAGAAAUCAAAAAUGUAUAAUUAAAAGUUAAUAUUGAUGUUUGUAGUUAGUAUUGACAUCACUCAGGUGUCACUUUUCUUACUGAUGAUGUUUCUGAUUAAGGUUUUUUUUAUAGAAAAGAAUUCAAUUCUGUAGAGAUGGAUUGUUGCCACAGAACCCUGUGACACCGCUUCAGGGAGAGAGGAAUCAGAAGAGGAAAGACAAAUGGAACUGGGCCACCAUGUACUGGACAAACAAAGUAGACUGCACUGAACUGAGCAUGAAGACUGUCACUGGUCUGUCGGAGACAAGACAGUGAGUUAAACCAAGAUCAGAACAUCAGAGAAUCAAAUCAACGUCCUCUGAUUUUUUAUUCAGGCCUAAAGACUUCAGGUCAAAGGUUCCAGUCACGAUCGAUGUGCUGUAAACAGAAAUCCUUACUGUACCUACUGUGUGUGAAACCUUGUGUUGUUCAUGUUCACUGUGUUCCGUCCCUUGUCUAUCUAACACUGCAGCAACCACAGCUCACUGACCCCAACUUUAAAAGACAGACACAAACAUUGUUUUAAAAUUGACCUGUCACUCAUUCUAAAGUAAUGAUUGUACUGAAUCAUUCAUUCAUCAUUCAUUCAUCUUCCACUUCAACCUUUUUAGUUGCUGGAGCACAGACAACCCUAGCAAUAAUCAGGUGUGGUUACACCCUGGAACAUGGUCUGUACCAGGACUGUUGAACCUAACGUUAGCUACAGGACUGUUGAACCUAACGUUAGCUACAGGACUGUUGAACCUAACGUUAGCUACAGGACUGUUGCAACAACUAAUGUCAGUUGUUUAAAGCUCGUUCUCUCGUUUUUCUUCUGAUACAGUAUUUAUAUCAGAAGAAAGACACAGGUAGAGUUCCAUUUGAGUUGGAUUACUAGACAAACUAAUCAACAUUGUGACUCCACCCAUGUAAAAAGAUAUGAAUAGAAAUGAAUAUAAUGAAUAGAAUUUCUGCUCUUCUGACACCUGUGUGUAAUGUAAAAACCGUUAAAUAAUCAUCACAAUUUAAUUUUUACUUUUUGGUUUUUAAUGUUUAAUGUUUUCUUCUACCCAUAAUGCAUUUGUGAGUUUGCUGGUAUAUGUUAUGUAAAUAGUAACAAAGUAAAUCCAAACAAAUGAAAUGUGUUGUAUUUGUUUAAACUUUAUUUUGUAGUAAUGAGCUGCCUCCACCUUCUUGGAUGGAUGCGCACACACACAGUUUCUGCGCAAUUUUGUUGUCAUGUACUCCUUUUUUAAAUUGUUGUUUACAAGAUGGAAACUGAAAAUAAAUUUGCACAUAUCUCCUAA
Cynoglossus semilaevis (tongue sole) is the source of this 8281-nucleotide messenger RNA. It is a transcript of the gene ltbp4, whose product is annotated as latent transforming growth factor beta binding protein 4. The transcript is spliced from 37 exons. The record is from RefSeq and is a predicted model, not a curated record. Gene Ontology annotation, molecular function: calcium ion binding. NCBI's taxonomy places the organism in Eukaryota, Metazoa, Chordata, Actinopteri, Pleuronectiformes, Cynoglossidae. Bases 119 to 6358 code for a protein of 2079 amino acids.